ACUAUUUUGAUAUGACCUUGCUUUUCUUCAGACGCAGUGCGGCUUGUUCUUUGCGUAUUUUGACAGAUAUGUUUUCAGCUGGGUAUUCAUCCGAGCAGACGGACUGCAUUGACAUUUAAACCUUACAAUGGAUUGGGAGCUCGUCGUCGGAAAAAUCAUAAAUAACGUCUUAUGUGCCCAAUUUUAGUAAACCCCCGAACUUUUAUCGAAAUUAAGACCAAAUUGGCGGCUUCAACGUACGCCGAAUUUACCAGAACACCUUGACAAUGCCAAAACACUUUGUUCAUGUCCUAAGAUUGGUACGUUUCCUGGUGUGCAUAGCAGGCUGUUAUUUGAGUGGCGCUUUGUAAAGGGAGUUUGGUGUUACGUUUCGGAGCUAGCUUGUUUGCGGUUCCAGAGACUGGACAGCUCCUCCCUGGACAAACAGCAGCUCGUAGCAUCAACUGCAAGGACAGCCUUUGUGAUGACCGUAACGGAAUGCAGCUGGGCGUCCACAGCAGCACACCAGGUCAUAAAACAACGUGGAGAGCGGGGUGUUUGGAAGGCGUUCACGGGCGCCAGGUUUACGUCCACUCGCGUUUUGUUGUGUUCGGUGAUGAAGAAGGUCACGUCCUGAACGGUACCGCCGUGUGUUGUAAGGCCCCUGUGCGAUCAUAAUCAGCCAUGGCCUCAGCGAAUGUAACACUGGAGAACCAGCUGCACAGCGCGCAGAAGAACCUCCUCUUCCUGCAGCAGGACCACGCCAACACGCUGAAGGGGCUGCACGCAGAGAUCCGCAGACUACAGCAGCAGUGCACAGACCUGACGUAUGAGCUCACCGUGAGAAGCUCCGACCCCUCAGACAGCGGCGAGGCCCGAUGCAGGGAGCUGCAGAGGAGGUGCGAGGAGCUGGAGGCUCAGCUGAAGAAGAAGGAGGAGGAGAACACAGAGCUGCUCAGGGACCUGGAGCAGAAGAACGCCAUGAUCUCCGUCCUGGAAAACACCAUCAAGGAGAGGGAGAAGAAGUACCUGGAGGAGCUGAAGAUGAAGAGCCACAAGCUGGCUGUUCUGUCCGGGGAGCUGGAGCAGAGAGCGAGCACCAUCGCUUACCUCACCUCUCAGCUUCACGCCACCAAGAAGAAGCUGCUCGCCGGCAGUUCGUCUGAGGCCAGCCCCAACGUCAGUCCGGUGACCUCGUACAAGCCCACGCCUCCUCCGGCCAAGGACAGGCAGCCCGAGACCCCGCGGCGCCGCAUGAAGAAGAGCCUCUCCCAGCCUCUUCACCCAGAGCUGACGGAGGUGUAUCGGCUCGGCCCGGACGGCCGACGGCUGGUUCUGCGGGAGCCCGUAGACGCCAUGCCCGACCCCACACCCUUCCUGCAGGCUGGGAGAGAGUCCCCUGAACCGCAGGUGGUGCGAGAACGGCCAGCCGUUAUCCCUCCUAUCGCCUCUGAGCGCUCCCCCGUCGCUCCCCUCGGCGCUAUGGCCAGCCCUCGUCACAGCCCCGCCCGGGACCGUCAGUACAGGGCUCACGUGGGCGUGGCACACCGCAUCCCGCACGACACGCCUCCCCUGGCCCCGCCGCAGGCAGAGCUGGAGACACUCGCAGUGGACCAGGUCAGUGACGAGAAGGUUGUGCGAAAGCGCUCGGGAGCCGACAGGACAGUUUAACACUGCAACACUACCACGCACAUAAACAUAAACAUAAACACACAUACACGCGUAUCUACUGUAUACACACACACUACACUGCAAGAGCAGGAAGAAGCCCAAUCCACUGCAUAGCCUGCUUUUUCACUGCAAUAUAAAAAAAAAAUGCGUUAUCAGUUUGCUCGUCCAUAAAGACUCGUUUUUCUUCCCGUCCAUCAGAGGACGACCACACAGCAUGCCAAACGUUUCUCACUCGCCACACGGUGACGUAUCGUAUUAUACACAUCCUGACUUUCACUUCAUUCUGUCUGACGUGGUGCGCACAACAAAGUCUCAGCCAAAUAAUCUGCAUCAGUGCCUGCUUGAGCAGUUCACCCAAACACAAGCUGUGUAGUGUAGUCACGGCUCACGUCCGCCUGCUCCAGCUGCUCAGCACUCGGACAUAUCAGCAGACCACGUAACGCCACGCCACGCCACGCCCGCGGCUGCAUAGGUGGGGUUCAGAUUAUUAAACCCGUAGCCCCUGAACGUCUGUCAUCUUCUUCUGUAUCAGUAUAAUCGCGUUAGCUGCAGGAGCGUGCAGCUGAAAUCUGCUGGUGAAAGGUGGAGGAGCUGCAGUCUCACCUUUCUUUUGUUGCAGCAGUGGCACACAUAUGACUGCAGUAUGAAAUGAUGGUGAGCAGGUGAGAGUGUGUGUGUGUGUGUGUGUGUGUGUGUGUGUGUGUGGCAGUGAAUGAAGAAGAGAGAAUUAAAAAGGAAUUCUGGUGGUUUUAAACCUGGGCCCCGUGUUCACAUGCUGUGGUGUGUCAGCGAUGGUCCAGUGGAUCAGCUCACACAGCAACACGACCGUCACAAGCUUCAUCCACUGAAAGUGCUUUUGGAGCCACUCGCAGCCUGAGGUUGUUCCUCUGAGAGUCCGACUACAUGACAGAGAGACCUUUUUGUUAAAGACCGCUUUGUCGUUAAACUCGAAACACACGUCUCACUCUGACAUCUCGCGAGUCAGAGUUAGGAGUUCACCGAGAGGACCUGCCAGCAAGAAUUUAUGUCCAGAGUCGAGGCUGUCAGUCUGGGUGAGGAAACGUCACAGCGACGUGUAAUCAGAGGGGCCCACGUUUGAAAACACCAGAAUUCUCCUUUAAGUUUUGGCUUAAACAAUAUCUACUGAUUUUCUUUGUGACACAAAGGCAUUUUUGAAAAUACUGCUGUAAUAUGAUUUUGUGAUAUUAUUAACUAGACUUUAUAAAGGCUGUAAAUUUGUAAUGAAUUCUUUUUUUUAAGUUAUUGUUUAAUAGAGAAGUACCUCAGAUACUGAAGGAAGUUACUGCAGCACCAACACGAUGGUAAUUAUUAUAAUAACCUGCUGUCCACGUUAAUAUCACCUGUCCUGGAAACAUAAAUGAGUACAAUAAAGCAAUGCUUUGUUUUGG
Messenger RNA from Scatophagus argus, 3059 nucleotides. It is a transcript of the gene ccdc92, whose product is annotated as coiled-coil domain containing 92. Bases 664 to 1650 code for a protein of 328 amino acids. The transcript has 4 exons. The record is from RefSeq and is a predicted model, not a curated record. NCBI's taxonomy places the organism in Eukaryota, Metazoa, Chordata, Actinopteri, Scatophagidae.